GUGACAAAUGUGAGGAGCAGAGGCGUUUCUGUUCUGCACACUGAGGAUGAGUCUGAAUGUUGUAUGUGUGUAGAGCUUACAAUUCUGAUCACUGUGUCUCUCUAUAAUGUAAUGCUGCUAAGUGAUCAUCUAUGCUCCCUGAAACCUGCAGUGUGCCAGCUUACAGCAGACUCCAGGGACAUUCACUCUUGUGCUAUACUCUAUGAAGAAGCAGGAUGGUGGAUUUAGACAGUGAGGUCCCUGCACUACCUCCCAGAUACAGAUUUCGGGAUUUAAUUCUUGGGGAUCAGGCAUUGCAAAAUGAUGACAGAGUGCAAGUAGAAUUUUAUGUGAAUGAAAACACCUUUAAAGAAAGAUUGAAGCUUUUCUUCAUUAAAAACCAAAGAUCAAGUCUUAGAAUUCGACUCUUCAAUUUUUCACUGAAACUUCUAAGCUGUAUGCUGUAUAUAGUGCGUGUCCUUCUAGAUGACCAUUCUGGAAAUAAAACAUGGUCUUCUUCUAUAUUAUGGGUUAACAGAAGUUUGGCCCUUUGGGGCCUUCAGGUUACAGUGGCUCUGAUCAGCAUUUUUGAAACAAUACUGCUAAUUUAUCUAAGUUACAAGGGAAACAUAUGGGAACAAAUUUUGCGAAUACCUUUCAUAUUAGAAAUUAUUAACACUGUACCCUUCAUCAUUACGAUAUUCUGGCCUCCUCUAAGAAAUUUAUUUGUGCCUGUUUUUCUAAACUGCUGGCUGGCAAAACAUGCUUUGGAGAACAUGAUUAAUGAUCUUCAUAGAGCGAUACAGAGAACACAAUCUGCAAUGUUUAAUCAAGUAUUAAUUUUGAUAUCCACCUUACUAUGCCUAAUUUUUACAUGCAUCUGUGGAAUUCAACACUUAGAGCGAGCUGGAAAUAAAUUGACGCUAUUUGAUUCUCUCUACUUCUGCAUUGUGACGUUUUCAACUGUGGGUUUUGGAGAUGUGACCCCAAAGAUAUGGCCAUCAAAACUUUUGGUAGUCAUAAUGAUCUGUGUAGCACUAGUAGUUCUUCCAAUCCAGUUUGAACAGCUGGCAUAUCUGUGGAUGGAAAGGCAAAAAUCAGGUGGGAAUUACAGCCGUUACCGAGCACAAACAGAAAAGCAUGUCGUCUUAUGUGUUAGCUCCUUGAAAAUUGAUCUGUUAAUGGAUUUCUUGAAUGAAUUCUAUGCACACCCAAGACUGCAGGAUUACUAUGUGGUGAUAUUGUGUCCAACAGAGAUGGAUGUCCAGGUUAGACGCAUUCUUCAGAUUCCCAUGUGGUCUCAAAGAGUUAUAUACCUACAGGGCUCAGCCCUUAAAGAUCAGGAUUUAUUAAGAGCUAAGAUGGAUGAUGCAGAGGCAUGCUUUAUAUUGAGCAGCAGAUGUGAAGAGGACAGGACAGCAGCUGACCAUCAAACAAUAUUAAGGGCCUGGGCAGUGAAAGAUUUUGCUCCAAAUUGCCCUUUGUAUGUUCAGAUAUUGAAACCAGAGAACAAAUUUCAUGUCAAAUUUGCAGAUCAUGUUGUAUGUGAAGAAGAAUUUAAAUAUGCAAUGCUUGCAUUGAACUGCAUAUGCCCAGCCACUUCUACACUAAUCACUCUGUUAGUUCAUACCUCAAGAGGACAGGAAGGACAGCAGUCCCCUGAGCCAUGGCAGAAAAUGUAUGGUAGAUGUUCAGGAAAUGAGGUCUAUCAUAUAAAGAUGGAGGAAAGCAUAUUUUUUGCAGAAUAUGAAGGGAAAAGCUUCACUUAUGCAUCAUUUCAUGCACAUAAAAAAUUUGGUGUCUGCCUUACCGGUGUUAGAAGAGAGGAUAACAAAAACAUCUUGCUAAACCCAGGACCGCGUUACAUCAUGAGCUCUUCUGACACCUGCUUUUAUAUCCACGUGACCAAAGAGGAAAAUUCUGCUUUUAAACAGCAUGAACAGUUGGAAAAACUAUGCAGAUACAAGUCAUCCUAUCAUGGCCCAUCCAGGCUACCAGUCCACAGUAUAAUUGCCAGCAUGGGCACAGUGGCAAUAGAUCUACAGGAAACAACCUGCUAUUCCACCAGUGGGCCGGCCCUUUCUCCUCCAUCUGAAGGUUGUAGAGAAGAGAGAAGACCCAGUAUUGCACCAGUACUAGAGCUUGCUGACAAUGCAUCUAUACAGCCAUGUGAUCUUUUGAGUGACCAAUCAGAAGAUGAAGCCAACCCUUCUGAUGAUGAAUGUUCUGAAGCCAAGGAGUAUUCUAAAGGGUACCCCCCUAAUUCACCAUAUAUAGGAAGCUCACCUACCUUUUGUCACCUAUUACAAGAAAAAGUACCUUUUUGUUGUCUUCGAUUAGAUAAGGGUUGUCAACAUAACUAUUAUGAAGAUGCAAAAGCCUAUGGAUUCAAGAAUAAAGUCAUCAUUGUUGCAGCUGAAACUGCAGGAAAUGGACUGUAUAAUUUCAUUGUUCCACUCAGAGCAUAUUACAGACCAAAGAAGGAGCUUAACCCCAUCAUUCUGCUUCUGGAUAAUCCGCCAGAUAUGCACUUUUUGGAUGCAAUUUGCUGGUUCCCAAUGGUCUACUACAUGGUGGGCUGCAUUGACAACUUAGAUGACUUGCUGAAAUGUGGAGUAACUUUUGCAGCUGAUAUGGUGGUUGUAGACAAAGAGAGCACAAUGAGUGCUGAAGAAGACUACAUGGCAGACGCAAAGACCAUAGUUAAUGUACAAACACUUUUCAGGUUAUUUCCAAGUCUCAGCAUCAUCACAGAGCUAACACAUCCAGCAAACAUGAGAUUUAUGCAAUUUAGGGCCAAGGACUGUUAUUCAUUAGCUCUUUCUAAGUUGGAGAAGAAAGAACGUGAGCGAGGAUCUAAUCUGGCAUUUAUGUUUCGCCUUCCUUUUGCUGCUGGCAGAGUAUUCAGCAUCAGCAUGUUAGACACACUCUUGUACCAGUCAUUUGUGAAAGAUUAUAUGAUCUCUAUUACAAGACUGCUGCUGGGACUGGACACCACGCCGGGGUCUGGAUUUCUUUGUUCUAUGAGAAUGACUGAGGAUGAUUUGUGGAUCAGGACAUAUGGAAGACUAUAUCAAAAGCUCUGUUCCUCAACAGGGGAUAUUCCAAUUGGAGUCUACAGGACAGAGUGCCAGAAACUUACCACAUCAGAGUCACAGAUAUCUAUUAAUGUGGAAGAUUGGGAAGACACAAAAGAAACCAAGGAAUCAGCAACUAAUCGCAACAAUCAUAGGAAUUCCACAUCAAGCGACCAGUCAGAUCAUCCCUUACUACGAAGGAAAAGUAUGCAAUGGGCCAGAAGAUUAAGCAGAAAAGUUCCCAGACAUUCUAGCAAAAUAGCCGAGAGGAUAAGUCAACAAAGGAUGACUUUGUGUAGAAGAUCAGAAAGGCAAGAACUAGCAGAACUUGUUAAGAACAGAAUGAAGCAUUUGGGUCUUCCUACAGCAGGUUACGAUGAAAUGAAUGAUCAGCAGAACACGCUGUCCUACAUCCUCAUCAAUCCUUCCCCAGACACUAGACUGGAACUGAAUGAUGUUGUCUACCUGAUCAGGCCAGACCCACUGUCUUAUGUUCCAGGCAAUGCAUCAAGCCGGAAAAGCAGCUUUUGCAAUACAACUGGGCAAGACUCAAAGGAUGAAACGCAGCUCUAAUAUUCCAGAAGCUUCAGUGAAUAAAAAAAAAAAAAAAAACAUUAUUUGUAGCUGUAACAUCUUCCAGCCAUGUCAAGCCUAAAUCUAUGGCUAGAAGAUUCAAGUAAACACCUGCUUUUUAUAGCAGAGUCUGUAUGGGGAAUUAUUGUUACUCAUGUCUCAAGCUGUUACUUCAAUGUUAUUUCCCUACCGUGUAAUUUUCUAGAUUGGAUUAAGAGACCAAUGACAUCAGACACUUUAGGUAGGAUACCAAAUAAAUAAAUGCACUGCAGUAUACUGGCUAGUGAGUAUGGACCUGUGUGGAGCCAACACCUGGAGCUAAAGAGAUGCUAUUGCAGUGACCUAGAGUUGAGUAUUAUGGAACUCUGGGUAGGAUGGUCAUUGUGAAAAAAAUAUUUUAUAUAUGCAGCAGCUGUCUUGUACAGAACCCGUGAGAUCUUAUUAGUGUCUUACUGCUUCCUAAUGUGAAUUUGUUUUGUAUUUAAGUCCUGAGAGUUGAAUUUUACCUUUUGACAGAUAUUAUUGCAAAACAAGUUUUUCUAUUGCAUUGCCAAUCAUUUUAUGUUUUUGGUUUUCCAUCAGACAAACACGAAGUAGAUCUCUACUCCUGGUUUUAAGGGAUAGUCACAAGCUACUUGAUUUAUUUAUUUAUUUAUUUAUUUAUGUAUGUAUUUAUUGAUUAUGUUUUAGUUAUUAUUUAUUUAUGUAUGUAUUUAUGUUAUACAUCAAUGCUACACACCAUGUUUUAGUUGCAGGAUAUAAUUCUUGAUCUGUACAAGUAAAAUUUG
Messenger RNA from Rana temporaria (common frog), 4417 nucleotides. It is a transcript of the gene KCNT2, whose product is annotated as potassium sodium-activated channel subfamily T member 2. Gene Ontology annotation, cellular component: membrane. Lineage: Eukaryota; Metazoa; Chordata; Amphibia; Anura; Ranidae. Gene Ontology annotation, molecular function: intracellular sodium-activated potassium channel activity. Gene Ontology annotation, biological process: potassium ion transport. Bases 216 to 3629 code for a protein of 1137 amino acids. The record is from RefSeq and is a predicted model, not a curated record. The transcript is spliced from 28 exons.